CGCGGAGAACUCGAGCCGCCACGUUUCGCCACCCCCUCAACGGAUCGCUGGCCGUGGAAUCCUCGGCUCGUCCGGGCAGCGGGCGGGGUCCUAACGGCUGCGCGGCGCGGCGGCCUGGAGCGCAGCGGGCCGCGUCCCUGUGAGGGGCUCCCCGGCGGCCGCCCCGGAGCAGCACCGAGGCGCACGUGGCCCCGGUGAUGGGCGGUUGAGCGGCGCCGGAGGAGCCAACCGCAGUUUUCCCCGGUCUGGAUGGUGGGUUCGCAGGAAGCAUUUCGCUGAAGAGGAAUUGAAGGACGAGUGGCGUCUUAGAAGAGCGGAGAAAUGGAGGAGAAUGACAAGGAUGUCACCCCGUACCUCAUCUUUGCCACGAGUAUCGCGGCCAUCGGCUCUUUCCAGUUUGGCUACAACACUGGAGUUAUCAACGCUCCCGAGAGGAUCAUAAGGGACUUUAUCAACUAUACUUUGGAUGAGAAGUUAGAAGAACCUCCCGGCCGUAUCCUGCUCACGAAUCUGUGGUCCUUGUCCGUGGCCAUCUUCUCCGUGGGCGGCAUGAUUGGCUCAUUUUCCGUGGGGCUCUUUGUCAACCGCUUUGGCAGGCGCAAUUCGAUGCUGAUCGUCAACCUGCUGGCUGUCAUCGGCGGCUGCCUCAUGGGGUUCUGUAAGACGGCCGAGUCGGUGGAGAUGCUGAUCCUGGGCCGCCUGGUGAUUGGUGUCUUCUGCGGGCUCUGCACGGGUUUUGUGCCCAUGUACAUUGGGGAGAUUUCGCCCACUUCCCUGCGCGGGGCCUUUGGGACCCUCAACCAGCUGGGCAUCGUGGUCGGGAUCCUGGUGGCUCAGAUCUUCGGCCUGGAGGCCAUCCUGGGGUCUGAAGAGCUGUGGCCUGUGCUCUUGGGCUUCACCAUCAUUCCCGCCAUCCUCCAGAGUGCGGCCCUUCCGUUUUGCCCUGAAAGCCCUAGGUUCCUGCUCAUUAACAGACAGGAAGAAGACAGCGCUAAGAUGGUCCUCCAGCGGCUGUGGGGCACCCAGGAUGUGGUCCAGGACAUCCAGGAGAUGAAAGAGGAGAGCAUCCGGAUGUCACAGGAGAAGCAGGUCACGGUGCUGGAGCUCUUCCGGUCCCCCAGCUACCGCCAGCCCAUCAUCAUCUCCGUCGUGCUGCAGCUCUCCCAGCAGCUGUCCGGGAUCAAUGCUGUGUUCUAUUACUCGACAGGAAUCUUCCAGGACGCCGGGGUCGAGGAACCCAUCUACGCCACUAUCGGCGCAGGGGUGGUUAAUACCAUCUUCACCGUGGUCUCUGUGUUUCUGGUGGAAAGAGCCGGGAGGAGGACUCUGCACCUGAUAGGCCUUGGAGGCAUGGCUGUCUGUUCGGUCCUCAUGACUAUUUCUUUACAAAUGAAGACUACGUAUGAUUUCAUGAGCUUAGUCUGCAUUGCCGCUAUCUUGAUCUACGUGGCUUUCUUUGAAAUUGGACCGGGCCCCAUCCCCUGGUUUAUUGUGGCUGAACUCUUUAGCCAGGGACCACGCCCAGCUGCGAUGGCGGUGGCUGGUUGCUCCAACUGGACCUCCAACUUCUUGGUUGGACUGCUGUUCCCCACAGCCAUAGACUAUUUAGAUGCCCAUGUUUUCAUCAUCUUCGCUGUCUUUCUCGUCAUCUUCUUCGUCUUCACCUUCUUCAAAGUUCCUGAGACCCGAGGCAGGACUUUUGAGGAUAUCACACAGGCCUUUGAAGGGCAGGCUGUGGAGGCCAACAAGUUAGGGAAGAGCUCGGGGAUGGAGAUGAACAGCGUCCAGCCCACCGAGACCACCACACACGUCUAGGGCGCGCCUCCCUCUGCCUCCCUCCUGACCCACGGAACAGGAACCUCUCCCGACUCGAGG
This is a messenger RNA of Ochotona princeps (American pika), 1875 nucleotides long. RefSeq names its product solute carrier family 2, facilitated glucose transporter member 3. Lineage: Eukaryota; Metazoa; Chordata; Mammalia; Lagomorpha; Ochotonidae. Gene Ontology annotation, cellular component: membrane. The transcript is spliced from 11 exons. Bases 322 to 1815 code for a protein of 497 amino acids. The record is from RefSeq and is a predicted model, not a curated record. Gene Ontology annotation, biological process: D-glucose transmembrane transport.